AUGGCCCUGGGGGCAAUGUUGGCACAAGAAGUAGAGAAUAUGGAGAGAGCCAUCUAUUACAUCAGUAAGAAACUCCUUGCUUAUGAGGAGAAUUAUUCACUAAUAGAAAGAACUUGUUUGGCUAUAGUAGGGGUAACUAAGAAGUUAAGGCACUACUUUCAGACCCAUCGAGUUAUUGUAGUAUCCCGGAUGGAUCCUUUAAAGUACCUAUUUGAAGUACUGACGCUAGUUGGAAAAUUGGCCAAAUGGUUGGUUCUAUUGUCUGAAUUUGAUAUUGUGUAUGAGACUCGAAAAACCAUCAAAGGGCGUGUAGUGGUCGAAUUUCUUUCUAAAAAUCCAGUUAAUGAAGAGGAAGAAGUCGAAACAGCCUUCCCGGAUGAGAGUCUCAAGCUAGUAGAGGUCCAGCCAUGGAAAAUGUACUUUGAUGGGGCCAUGAAUAAGAGCAGAGCCGGUAUAGGGGUAGUUUUGGAAGCACCGAAUGGAGAACAAUUGUUAAUGACAAAAAGGUUAUGUUUCCCAACCACUAAUAAUAUUGCAGAAUAUGAGGCUUGCAUUUGUGGCCUAGAGGCAUUAAUAGCUGUUGGGGCUAAAAAAGUGGAGGUGUUCAGAGAUUCAAUGCUAGUGGUUUCCCAUAUUAAAGGUGAAUGGGAAUUGAAAGAAGAAAAGUUGAGGCCAUACCUGGAGUAUGCUAAGAAACUAUUAUUUAGCUCUGAGGAAGUGACAAUGAAGCACAUGCCUAGAGCUCAGAACCAGAUGGCUGAUGCUCUAGCCACGUUGGCAUCCUUAUGGGAGAAGGGUGAUCAGAAGCUGACCCAGCAGUUAUCCUAA
Hevea brasiliensis (rubber tree) is the source of this 828-nucleotide messenger RNA. RefSeq lists its product as uncharacterized. Bases 1 to 828 code for a protein of 275 amino acids. The transcript has a single exon. Gene Ontology annotation, molecular function: RNA-DNA hybrid ribonuclease activity; nucleic acid binding. The record is from RefSeq and is a predicted model, not a curated record. NCBI's taxonomy places the organism in Eukaryota, Viridiplantae, Streptophyta, Magnoliopsida, Malpighiales, Euphorbiaceae.